Papilio polytes (common Mormon) is the source of this 2109-nucleotide messenger RNA. Its product is annotated as growth hormone-regulated TBC protein 1-A. The record is from RefSeq and is a predicted model, not a curated record. NCBI's taxonomy places the organism in Eukaryota, Metazoa, Arthropoda, Insecta, Lepidoptera, Papilionidae. The transcript has 6 exons. Bases 183 to 1199 code for a protein of 338 amino acids.
UGUCAAUGAAUAAUUGGUGUUCUUUGAUUGGUCAUUGAAGUUAAAUUUAUCAAUAUUAAAAAUUAUUUAUUUCUGUCAUGAACGAAUAAUAAGUCUUGGGGGGCGUUACUUAUCUUAAGUAAACAUAUUUGUACAUUAAUAAACAUGACAUUAUUUUAUUAAUAAUAUCAAAGCAUAUUAAAAUGGCUCAAUCUACCUUCAGCACUGUAGAUGAAUACGGUUUUGAACGACAUGAGGACUUUGAUUAUGAGAGUUAUGAGCACUUUAUGUCCGUUUACUUGAAGGUCCUUGCCUCUCGCGCACAAAAAUGGGCUACUUUACUCGGCGAAGGAAAGUCGGUCAAACGAACAAAUACAGUUAAAAGAUAUGUUCGCAAAGGAAUACCUAGUGAACAUCGUCCAUCAGUAUGGAUGGCAAUAUCAGAAGCAGAACAAAUGAAGGAUCAAUGCCCUGAUCUGUACCAAAAAAUACUAGAUGGUCCGUUUGAAAAGGAACUUGUGGACCUUGUGAAGACAGACUUGCCGCGCACAUUUCCUGACAACAUAUACUUUACCAAAGAAGCCAAUCAUCAGACACAUUUAUUCAAUGUCCUUAUUGCUUACGCACACAACAACAGGGUUGUUGGUUAUUGUCAAGGACUCAACUAUAUAGCUGGUUUACUACUAUUGGCCACUAAGAGUGAAGAAACAUCAUUUUGGUUACUGAAAGUACUAGUGGAAAAGAUUCUGCCUGACUAUUACACCAAAACUAUGGACGGUCUAAUAGUUGACAUUGAAGUAUUAUCAGAACUUGUCAAAUCUAAAGCCCCUGAUGUACAUCAACAUGUGAUAAAUUUGGGAUUACCAUGGGCAGUUAUAACAACAAAAUGGUUUGUCUGUCUAUUCGCUGAAGUAUUACCGAUAGAAACAGUUCUACGGAUUUGGGAUUGCCUGUUUUACGAGGGCUCUAAAAUUCUUUUUAGAGUGUGUAUAACAUUAAUUAAAAAUAAUCGUGCUUUAAUUUUAUCAUGCAAUGACUUUACUUCACUAGCGGAAUGCUUCAAGGCUAUAGUGAAAAAUGCAAGUGCUUUGCAUUGUCAUGAGUUUAUGCAGUCUAUAUUCAAAGUGCCCGGAACAUUGUCUAAUACGACAAUAAUAAAGUUGAGAGCACGAUUUGCGAAGCAGCGUCGGGAACAACAACAAAAGGAGCCGCCUCGGUGAACAACACAAUAAGAACAAGGAACUUUUGAUCUCACUAUAUUCAAAAGAUUACCAAAUUUAAAGUAUGCGACUAACGACUACUUACAUAGCUUUAACAUCUUUUUACUCUUGUUUAAAUAAUUAAAAGUGUUUGUAGCUUAGUCUAUCUCUAUAUUGUAAUGAUCAAGAAAUAAUUAGAGAUGAUUUAAAAUGAAAUCAUGCUUUUAAGCCUAUAAUACCUGAUAUUAUAUUUAUUUGAAGGUAUUAUUGAUAUUGCUUUUAAUCAUGAAUGGUGUGUUAUUUUCAUAAUUUUGCCAUAGAAGUUAGCUGUUAAUACAGCCGCCUAGAAUUCUUACAUUGGACAAAGAAUAUUAGUGUUCAAAUAUAUUUCAGUUUUAAAUACAAGGCAUAAAAACCCUUUACAGCAAUUUCUAAUUGCAUGUGCUAAUAGACAACAUAAAGAAGUACACCGAUCAUCUUAUAGUUGUUUGUUUACAUUUUAAUUUGUACAAAUUCUGCUAGUCUAAGCGCCUUUUGUACAUCUAUUAAUAUAUAUUUAUGUUGACACUUAUUGAAAACUUUUAUUAUUGAAAGUAUGAAUUUUAAUAUGUUUUUUGUUAUAAUAUAAUGUUGCAUAUCAUUUACAAGUUAUGUUAGGUAAGAUAAUUAGGUAUUUAUUUUGGGGAAUUCAACAUUUUCCACUGAUUGUAAUUUAGGAUGAUAAAUGAUUUUGUAAUAAACUAUCCAUUUUUUUCUUUUAAUCUUUUACAUUUUAUUAUGAUUAGAAAGGAAAAAAAAGGCAUAUUGUACAUCCCUUUUAAUUCAAUUGCAUGAUUUGGGGGUGAGUAAAGUAACAAGAAAUACAAUUGCUAUGGUUCUUGCUUAGUUAUUUGUAGGUAUUUUUUGAGAUAAAGAUGUUUUGUAAUAAGAA